AUGGCUAUGAUCAAUGUUAAUCGUCAAACAAAUGAUAUGUUCUAUCGCUAUAAGAUGCCGAAACUUAUAGCUAAAGUUGAAGGCACAGGAAAUGGUAUCAAAACUGUUAUCGUCAAUGCGACUGCCAUCGCCAAAGCUCUUAAUCGACCAACAACAUAUGUUACAAAAUUCUUUGGUUGUGAACUUGGUGCUCAAGUUCAGAUGAAUGCAAAAGAAGAUCGAUACAUUGUAAACGGAUCACACGACUGCGAAAAACUUCAGAAUCUUCUUGAUGGUUUCAUCAAACGAUUUGUUCUUUGUCCAAACUGCGAUAAUCCAGAGACAAAAUUGAGUUUCAGUAGUAAACGAAAUGGUGGUGAUAUUCAUCAGGUGUGUGCUGCAUGUGGCUAUCAAGGCACCAUCAACAUGGCUUCACACAAACUCACCACCUAUAUCGCCAAAAAUCCACCAGACGCUGAAAGCAAAACUGACACGCCUACAGACACAAAAGUCAAAGGCAAAUCGAAAGGCAGCAAGAAAAAUGCACACUCAUCCGGCAACACCAGAGAUUCCGAUGAAGGCAGUCCAAAUGAACAUGCAACCAAAUCAAAUGGCCACUCGAAAGAUCAAGGCGGUGACGAAGAAGACGACGAUGAAGACUGGGGCGAUGAUCUUACACCAGCCGUCGACGAUCUCACUUCACAGAUCAAAGGCAUGAUACAGACCAACGAUCUCGAUAAGCCAUUGAACGAGCGAUGUGACCAGUUCAACCGUCUCGUCGAGAAGAAGAAAAAGGACAAGCAGCUGAACCAGAUCGAGACCAUCAAAGAUAUCGUUGCCGAAGCCGAACGACUCGAAAUCAUGGAACAAGCACCGUUUGUUGUUGCACAAUGCAUAUUCACAGAGAACAUCAUCAAAGAGAUUGACGAAUACAAAGUGCUACUCUCCAAGUUGUGCACAAAGAAUACCAAGGGCCAAAAGUAUCUGUUGCAUGCCGUCGAAGCACUGAUUGGUGAACGAGCUGAUGUUCGCGCCAAGAUUUACAACAAAAAGACCAUGUCGAAGAUCUUGCUGAAGUUCUACGAUGAAGAUCUGGUUGAAGAAGAGACAUUCUAUCGAUGGCAUGAAAAGGCGUCGAAGCGAUACACAGACAAAGUGACAGCGAAAGAAAUACGUGAGAUGGCAAACGAGUUCAUUCAAUGGCUGAAGACCGCUGAAGAGUCGAGUGACGACGAUGAUGACAACGAGAAUAGUGAUGGUCAUGCUGAGCCCGAGAUUGAUUUCACUCACAGAGCUGGUGGUGGCAUCGAAGUUAUAAAGGAGCCAGUAACUAAGGAUGUGGUAGAAGACAAGAUUGAACACAAUGGCGAAAUUAUUGAUAUCGACAAUAUCUGA
Adineta ricciae is the source of this 1374-nucleotide messenger RNA. Lineage: Eukaryota; Metazoa; Rotifera; Eurotatoria; Adinetida; Adinetidae. The record is from the annotation of a GenBank genome assembly.